Molecule: messenger RNA, 2736 nt
Organism: Helicoverpa armigera (cotton bollworm)
Lineage: Eukaryota; Metazoa; Arthropoda; Insecta; Lepidoptera; Noctuidae
Gene: morgue
Exons: 8
Coding region: 227-1855 (542 amino acids)
Molecular function (GO): protein binding
Source: RefSeq, a predicted model, not a curated record
UGAAUCUGUCAGGUGAAGUGAAGCUCAGGUCAGCUGAAUUUAUUCUGCUAUAAUAUUACUUUUUCUGCAUAAACAUAUAGUUGUUUAUAUCAGAGUGCGCAAUAACAUUAUUCCUUUAGACUUUCGCCACUCUCGAACUUAAGGCAAAUUACAACAUCUAAUUUUAAGUUUGCAUUCUCGAUGAAAGCCUUCUUCAAGUUAUAGGUCGUAGAACUAAAAGUGCAACAUGCAUGCAAUGGGCAUGGGCCCCGAGUUUUUCCAGUUUAUGAAGAAACUGGAAGAAAAUGGUGACAAGCUGGUAUCUACUACUCCCUCUGAGCCGUCACUCGAAUUUGAAUUUAAUAACUCGACAUGUCAUGUUUGCAAUGGGUAUUACGGGCCGAGUUUCGGGGAGCCAGUUUGUGUAACUUGCCAUGCUUUCCUCUUCCCGGAUUUUCCGUCAUAUUUGCCUUCAUCAUACUUCUACAGUGAGAAGACAGAUGAUGGUGACUCAGGAAAUGAUGAGCCCUCUGACUUGAACUAUAGUUCUGAACGUAAGAUCAACAGAGACAACAGAGCAUGCCCUGUACCCUCCUGGUGGUAUUACAAAAGCUCCCUGGACAGUGAAACAAGUCCAGAAGAUGAAGCAAGUCGGGCUAGUAACUCAGGGGCAGGUGCAAGCAGCAGUGGCAAUUGCAGUGGCGUCGGCGGCAAUGGCGGGCCUAGCCGACAUGACGGGCCCAGCCGACACGACGGGCCUAGUAGGCCUGACGGACCAAGCCGGCCUGAUGGCCCUAGUCGGCCUGAUGGACCAAGCCGGCAUGAUGGCCCUAGUCGGCCUGACGGGCCUAGUCGAUCUGAUGGCCCGAACCGCGCCGAUAUCCCAAGUCGUGAUCCCGGUCGCGGUGACGUGCCCGCUCGCGCAGAUGCUGCUAAUAUUCCAGUCGCGGCUGACACGCCAGCCCGUGCGGACGUAUCAAGCCGUGCGGAUAGUGCCGGCCGUGGAGACGCGCCGGCUAGAGACGACAGAGUUGGGUUAGGGCCUCCGCCCCACCCGCCCUGCCUCGCACGUUCGUUACAAGCGCUCUCGACACCGAGGCCACCUGACAAUUUGGCUCCAGGACUUGUGGAGCAGUUGCCUUCUGAAGUGUUGCUGUGCAUCUUCAGCUACCUAGACGACCUGUCUCUGUGUGCGUGCGCGUGCGUGUGUGCGCGGUGGUGGCGGCUCGUGCGAGCCCGCGUGGCGCCGCCGCGCUGGGCCGCCUUCACGAACCGACGCUUCCCUCUCUACAGGCCUAUGCUUGCUAAUAUUGACUGGCACAAGAAAUACCAAUGCCUGGUGGAGUCGUGUUUCUGCCGUAACUGCUUGGUACAGAUGUGUGUGCAGGCGCAGCCCGCCGGCGAGGAGAACGCCUGGCGCCGGAACAGACUCAGGAUUGAACUUAAGAUGUUGCGCAACGACCCCCCGGAAGGCAUAGCGGCGACCCCGCUGGACCCCAAGUGUUGUCACUGGCAGGCGAGCGUCACCGGGCCCAUCGGCUCGCCAUACGAGGGCGGAGUCUUCUAUCUCUACAUACAAGUGCCCUAUGCGUACCCAAUGAGUCCCCCAGUGGUCCGCUUCCUGACUCGCAUCUUACACCCGAACAUCUCCCGUCACGGUGACGUGGGCAUCGACUCCGUGCAUCAUAACUGGUCUCUCGCGCUUACUAUCAGCAAAGUGCUCAUCUCUAUACAGAGCCUGCUGACAGACCCUUAUACUGCGGUAUGCAUGGAGCCCGAGUUAGGCGAGAUGUACGUACGCGACCGACAACGCUUCGAGGCUCUCGCUCGCAACUGGACGUGGCGGUACGCGAUGCACGACAUACUGUCUUAUUGAGUGCCAACACCCAUGGAGAACACAAUGGAUAGCAGAGAUGCCAUAACGAAAAAUCUCCUAAGAAAGUACCGCGCCAAACAAAACGCGGGCGUGAUUCGGACGAGGAAUGUUACUGUCUUCGCUCUUACACGUCUUCUUUGGAACCCAACCAUUUUUGUAAGACCACAAUCCUUGACAGAUUUCUUGAUGGACCCGAACGCAUCGUUAGUUCACUCGUGAAUGAUUGUUUUGGUCAUGACCGUCACUACUUGCAUUAUGGCAUCUCCGCUUACCUUUGUGUCAUCUGUGAUGUAUCGAGUCUCGGAGUGUCGAGACCAGUGAACAACGUUAUGCCUAUAAACUGCCGGAAAAUUAACAAACUUUAUCGCCUUUGUAGUAAUGGCUUCGAGAGAUAUUGGCUUCGGCUUGGCUGAAUUUGUGAUACAAGUGUCUGUGUCCAGUUUUUAACAAUGGCAAGCUAUAAUUAUAUUGCCGGACUGAAAGGGCUUUGAUAAUAAACACGGAUUAAAGUUACACCAAGAAUAACCAUACAGUUUCAUAAGUAUAAACUUGGAAUAACUUUAAAGCAUGUUUAAACAUAAGGAGGAAUGAUUUUAAUUUAUUUUUAUAGAUAGUUCCAACUGCCCCUGGUGAAAUCAGGUGUUUAGGUUAGUGUAACGUUUUUACUUUUUCAUAAAGUCCAAUAUAAUAUUCAUGUUUUUAUACUUUUAUGUACUAUCUAACCUAAAUUAGUUUUGUAAACAACACUCGAAAUGCAUGAGAUAAAAGACAAUUAUUAUAAAUAAAUACACAUCACAUUUAAUGUAGAACGGCUGUGUACUUCCAAAUAAAUGUAAUGGAAGACUAAAUUGUAUAAUGCAAUAAAAAUAUUAAAAUUAUGA